AAGCUAGUGAAUGGGUGUGUUGGCGUUAUUGCUAUCUUGGACACUAUGAACGUGCUGGAGCCGAAUGUUCUACAAGCUGUUCGUAAAAGCAUCUUCGUUUUUAAAUCGAAAAAUUGGGCUGAAGAAGUUUUGAUAAGAGUCAAACUUAUGCUACACUGGGCCAUUAGUGCAGAGCGUGAAGGUAGUCAUAGAGCCAUUUUCGUAGCAAAGGUCUUACAUCAACAAGUGUUGGAGCAGCACUCGUAUAUGUUCGGACAUUUUCAUAUACAGGAUAUCAUUCUGAAUUAUCUUAACACCGAAGCUCCUACACCAGAGUCAAACUUUUUCCAUCAAGAGUUCGCAUCUUUAGUCACCCUGUUCAUCGAACUUAUUCACUUCAAAGUAUUUGAUCAUGAUAGGUUCGAAGUGUUCCGCUGA
Messenger RNA from Cylicostephanus goldi, 417 nucleotides. The record is from the annotation of a GenBank genome assembly. Lineage: Eukaryota; Metazoa; Nematoda; Chromadorea; Rhabditida; Strongylidae.